AUGGUGGACCACAAUACAGAGGAAAGGAAUGGCCUGAAUUUUGCGCGAAUUUUGAUUGAAGUUGAGAUGGGAACACAAUUGCCAGAGGUGAUGAAAUUCAAGAAUGAAAAGGGGAGACUGAUUGAGCAGCAUGUACAGUAUGACUGGGAGCCAACACUAUAUGGAUAUGGGAGUGGAUUCUACAAGGCAGCAUGGUCUGUGGUGGGAGAGGAUGUCACAAAUGCAGUGCUAGAAUUCUUUCAGAAUAGUAAGAUUCUAAAACAAAUUAAUGCAACAAGUUUUGCUCUCAUUCCAAAAAUAGAGGAGUUUCUUGAAAAAGUCCUGGAUGGUUUUGGGUUUCCUGAACAAUUCAUCAAAUGGAUCAUGUUGGGAGUUACUACCACUAUGUUUUCAAUAAAAGUGAAUGGGGAGAACUAUGGUUUUUUUGCUGGAAAAAGAGGACUAAGACAAGGAGACCCUGCAUCUCCUUUGCUCUUUGUAUUAGUAAUGGAAUACUUGUUAAGAACACUUCAGACUAUGAGUGGGAUGCCUGAGUUUAGAUUCCAUCCAAUGUGUAAGAAGGUGCAACUAACUCACUUAAUUUUUGUUGAUGAUCUCAUGAUAUUCUGGAAGGGAAAUGUGGCUUCAGUCAGUAGAGUUAUGGAGGCAUUAGCACACUUCAGUACUGCUACUGGUUUGGAGGCAAACUUGGACAAAUCAAGUAUAUUCUUGGCUAGAGUUGAUGAGAACACAAGAAGGCAAAUUUUGGCUAGAACUGGAUUCUCCGUUGUAAUAUUCCCUAUCAAAUACCUUGGUCUACCCCUCUCACCAAAGAAAUGGACAAACACUGAUUGUCAUUCUCUAAUUGAUAAGCUUACUAAAAAAAUCACUGUAACUUACUCAAAACAGCUCUCAUAUGCUGAUAGGCUACAAAUAUGCAGGAAUUUUCUGUGGGGUAGUAGUGCUGCUAAGAGGAAGAUAGCUUUGGUGUCAUGGGAAAAAGUUUGUUUUCCAAAGAGACAAGGUGGUCUAAAUAUAAAGGGCAGUAAUAAUUGGAAUAUUGCUUCAGUGAGUCAAUUGAUAUGGCAAAUCAUAGAGAACAAGGAGGCAUUGUGA
Messenger RNA from Solanum verrucosum, 1095 nucleotides. RefSeq lists its product as uncharacterized. The transcript has 4 exons. Bases 1 to 1095 code for a protein of 364 amino acids. NCBI's taxonomy places the organism in Eukaryota, Viridiplantae, Streptophyta, Magnoliopsida, Solanales, Solanaceae. The record is from RefSeq and is a predicted model, not a curated record.